AUGACUGACUUCGAGAGGGGCCUGAUGAACGCCAUCAGUCAAGUGUGGCCAUCGCCAGGAACUCAACACCAUGGAUGUUGGUUCCAUUAUUGUCAGUCAAUAUGGAGAGCAGUUGUGAGCUACGGUCUCGUGCAAGCGACUCGUGAGGACCCCGCUCUAAAGCGAGUUAUAAAACUCAUAAUGGCGAUACCACAUUUGCCUGCUGAAGCUGGUAGUAUCCACAGCAAUGAGGUUCCGCCAUUUUCAAUUGCUGAUGGACUGGCAGCUGUAAAACGUUUCGCCAGAGAGGAGAACCUGCUCAACGAAGCACUAGCGCAACCACAACUGUGUGGAAAGCUUCCAUGCGAAGUUGUGGCGGCUCUUGGACCACACUUGAAUAUCUUCGAAUUCAUUGGAGGUCUCCAGCGAAUCGAGCAGGAAUUCUAUUUCAAGCAGCUCAGAAAUGACAACAUCCUCGACCUGAAUAACCGUAAUCGCGGGAGGAUGGGUCGUUUAACUACGGCCGGAAUCGCUGACUCAAUGAACUUACUCGUUCGACGACAAAUAAGUUUGAUUGACUUUUUAAAAAGAGUCUCACAUCAGACUGACUCAUUGUUUGAUGUUUUCAACCACUCUCUACAAGCAAACGAGGGAUUAUUCGCGGAAGAACUGGAGGUUGACAUCAGAGAUGAGUGGAUAACUCUAGACGUCGAUGAGGAGGAGGACGAGGAAGAGGUGGUGGUUGUGGAAGAAGCUGCUGCCGUCCCAGCUGUUGCCGAGCCAGUCCCAGAAAGGUUGGUGCAACGAACACCUCGCGGCCGUGGCCAAUCGCGGGGUCGUCGUGGCCAGCAGCCAAGAGGUGCUCGUGGCCGAUCUCGUCUUCAACAGCGUGGGCAAGGAAUGAACAACCGGCACAAUUUCGGCCGCUGCACCAUCUGUUUGGACCUCGAGUCAACCCAUGCGGCGAUUCCAUGCGGUCACAUCUGCAUGUGCACUCGAUGUGCUAAUCUAAUAGACAACAUAAUCCACGGGACUUGA
This is a messenger RNA of Nilaparvata lugens (brown planthopper), 1017 nucleotides long. RefSeq lists its product as uncharacterized. Bases 1 to 1017 code for a protein of 338 amino acids. The transcript is spliced from 4 exons. Lineage: Eukaryota; Metazoa; Arthropoda; Insecta; Hemiptera; Delphacidae. The record is from RefSeq and is a predicted model, not a curated record.